Molecule: messenger RNA, 5593 nt
Organism: Pimephales promelas (fathead minnow)
Lineage: Eukaryota; Metazoa; Chordata; Actinopteri; Cypriniformes; Leuciscidae
Gene: mllt10
Product: MLLT10 histone lysine methyltransferase DOT1L cofactor
Biological process (GO): regulation of transcription by RNA polymerase II
Cellular component (GO): nucleus
Molecular function (GO): histone binding; nucleosome binding
Source: RefSeq, a predicted model, not a curated record
ACAUUCUUAAGAGGAAUGCAAUACUCUUUAAAGUUUCGUCUUUUCAAUUAAAAUCAAAACUCCCAGACGAUCGUACGUAGACCGAGAAGAGCAGUGCACUGUAGCUUGUCCCGUGAUCGCGUUAAAAUUCGAUGGCGUUCGCCGCGUGGAUCAAACAGCCCCAAGAGGCCUUCUAUCCACUCCACUGCCUCUCCUGUUCUGCCUUUCGGCGCAUGCGCGCACACGCGCCUCCACAUCCCGAGAGCCUUUAGUACGGGGUUUGUGUGUUGAGCCAAAAAAAACCGCCUUCAUCCACAACGCAACCGAAAUAUGGCUUUUCAUCGAAAUGGAACAUAAAAUACGGCUUUCAGGGGAGAUAGGGAUUCGUGAGAAAAACGCCCGACCGCAUUUUUGUUGGUCUUUGUGCGUUGCUGGAGGUAGAUGGUAUCCAGCGAGCUGUAUCUGGCAGAGGAAGACGACGACUCGGCGAGUAAUAUGAAGGAGAUGAUCGGUGGUUGCUGCGUCUGUUCGGAUGAGAGAGGCUGGGCCGAAAACCCCCUCGUCUACUGCGACGGUCACGGCUGUAACGUUGCUGUCCACCAAGCCUGCUAUGGUAUUGUCCAAGUCCCCACAGGCCCCUGGUUCUGCAGGAAAUGUGAAUCACAGGAACGGGCUGCCAGGGUGAUUAAAGGGUGGAGGGGGAGAAAGCCGAGCUGGCAGACCCCUGAAGGAGGAGGACUGUCCACCACCUGUAACAAAGAGGAGGAGGACAGCAGACUGAGCAGAAGCUUAAAAACUUUGAACAUAGUGAGGUGUGAGCUGUGUCCCCACAAAGACGGAGCGCUGAAACGAACAGAUAAUGGAGGUUGGGCCCAUGUGGUUUGUGCUCUUUACAUCCCAGAAGUUGAGUUCGCUAAUGUAUCCACCAUGGAACCUAUUGUGCUUCAGUCUGUCCCCCAUGAACGUUAUAACAAGACGUGCUACAUCUGUGAAGAACAGGGCCGUGAGAGCAAAGCUGCUUCUGGAGCCUGCAUGACAUGCAACAAACAUGGCUGCCGACAGGCCUUUCAUGUCACAUGCGCUCAGCUUGCUGGGUUGUUGUGUGAAGAACAGGGCUCAGAUGCUGAUAAUGUGAAAUACUGUGGAUACUGCAAGUACCAUUACAGCAAGCUGAGAAGGAGCAAAGGCCGUGGUAGUAGGGCUCAAAGCUUAAGUGAUUCUUCCACUCACUCUUUGGAUAAGCACCAUGACAAGGAAAAGAAGAAACAUAAAGAAAGAGAUCGCCACAAACCAAAGCACAAAAAGUCUUUGGAAAUGACGCCUUCCCUGGUGCCAGCACUGAUGGUGUCCUCUGAGAAGAGCUACAGCAGCAGUGGCGGAAGUGUCUCCUCCAUCUCCUCCACUCAGAAGCGACUUGAUGACAGUGGAGGCCGUUUCACCAAUGCCAACUUUCAGGAAGUUCCAACUCUCUCCAGUUCCAGCUCCAAGGAUGGCGGCUCCUCGGAUGGUAAGAGCUCGGAUGGCAAAAGCAAGAAGUCCAGCUGUCACGGCACGAGCUCAAGCUCGGCAUCCAGGGGCCGCAAGUCCGUGCCGAGCAAAACCCACGGUCCUGUGGUCACCACUGCGACUUCAUCCACGGCCCCCUCCUCGACCAGUCCUUUUCAGCAAGGUCUUUUAUUAGGCAGCAGCAGCAGUAAAUCAGCCACUAGUGGGUCUGUGGUUCAACCCACAUCUGAUUUCCUCAGCUUCUCUGAUCCCAGCCUGAGGGCCAGCGACUCGUACACGCCUCCAUCCUUUGGCCGUUGCCACUUGAAGGGUGGUGCAGAAAGCGGAGCCUCUGAAGGCAUGGUGGCUCUCAACACCUUCAGCGUGAUGUCCCUCCCCCAAAGCUCCAGCAAGCAUUAUGAAAACUGUCACCCAGCAGGAGAGCUGGGUGGCCUGGCCUCCGCCGGCUACAAACGACCCCAGCCCUCCUCGUCCUCUUCCUCUGCGACAUCAUCUUCAUCUACAGGCGAGGAUGGAGUGAAGAAGAAGAAGAGAGGGAACUGGAGGAACCGGUAUGGGCCGUGCUUUACCACCCAGGACGGUAAAACCACUGAUACCGGAGAGCACGGAUCCACAAUGCCCUCAUCCACCUCCCCUUCGCCAUCCUCCAUGAGCACCAUGUCCUGCCGUGGGAGCACCGUUAGCAGUACUGGAGGUGUGGGAGCAGUGGGUGCUGGGAGCAGCAGUCUGGGGAUUCAGAAGUCCCCAUCCCUCCUCAGGAAUGGAAACUUACAGGGUAUGACUGUCAGUUCCCCACCUGCUGGACCAGGUUCGUACCCCAGCAGUAGUGAUGUAGCCUGCUCGUUGUCCAGUACGGUGCUUGGAGGGUCUCUCUCCGGAUCCAGUUCUGAGUUACCUGCUCAUCAGUCUGUGGUCACUUCAAUGCCCACUCUCACCUCACUACCCCCGACCGCCCCGUUCACCAGCACUUCAUCUACACAUUCAAACUCACUACCGGGAUCCUUUAACCUGGCGCCAUCCCAUAUGUUCGGAAACAGGCUGAAUCCGAACUCCGCUAUGGCUGCACUGAUCGCCCAGUCCGAGAGCUCCCCAGCAGAUCAGGAACUAGGAGACGGAGCUCUCGGCUUCUCCAGAAGAGGAAACUCACCAAAGACAAGCCUCUCCCCUCGGUCUCCGUUAAGUGGGCUUCAUAUCAGAUAUGACUCGUCAGGACCGUUGGUUCCAGGACUCGGCUCUGGUUCGGAUCCAUUGCCCCCUGUGGUCACCAGCAUUGACCAGCUGCUGGAACGGCAAUGGAACGAAGGACAGCAGUUCCUCCUACAACAGGGCCCACAAGGAGAUGUUCUGGGAAUGCUUAAGUCCCUGCACCAGCUCCAGGUGGAAAACAGGCGUCUGGAGGAACAAAUCCGAACUCUUACCAUGAAAAAGGAACGACUGCAGCUCCUGAGCGCUCAGCUCUCUGUGCCUUUCACCCCCACGAGCACCACGGCCACCACUGCCUCAUCUCCUCUGUACCCCAGCAACACUCACCCAGACAUGCUGCACAGCAAGAGCAUUCAGCUAGGCAGCAGUGUUUUAACAGAGUCCUCUCAACCCUUGCCCACUCAGGAUCCCCUGUCUGGUGGCCAUAGUAGCGGAAGUAGCACGUCCUCUCUCUCCACCCCUCCUUCUGCGGCCCACAGUCCUCCCCAGCAGCAGGUGAAUGGAGUCGGCAUGGCCGGGGUGGCCAUCCAGCCUGGCAAUGCCAACUCGUCCCUACCUGCCAUAGCCGGGGUGACUGGCCUGAUGGGCGCUCUGCAAGGAAACCAACUGGCCAUGGGUGGCAUCGUGGGCGCCAUUAACCGAGUGCUCCAGAACAACAGCCCCCUGCCCCAUCCCUCAACAGCUACCAGCACAUCCCUGCCCUUGUCCAACAGCCUCAGUAACAGCAGCAUGGCUACUGUGAAAACCAGUGCUUUGCAAGGAAACCACCUGGCCAUGGGUGGCAUCGUGGGCGCCAUUAACCGAGUGCUCCAGAACAACAGCCCCCUGCCCCAUCCCUCAACAGCUACCAGCACAUCCCUGCCCUUGUCCAACAGCCUCAGUAACAGCAGCAUGGCCACUGUGAAAACCAGUGCGGAAAGGCUUUUCACCGAACAGCACAGGCAGAUCCUCCUCCAUCAGCACCAAUUGCAGCAGAUUUUCAACUCCCAGCAGGUCACGCCGGAACAGCAGCAGGUUCUGCUCUAUCAGUUAAUGCAACAACAGAAGCAGCAGCAGCAGCAACAACAACAGCAGCAGCAGAAUGACAUACAGCUGCCAAUCAACAGCCUCCUGCCCGGCAUACAGCCAGCCAUCUCCACAAACCCCUUCCUCGCCAUGCACAACGACAACAACCCUCCCAAAACUGGAGCUGGUACUGCAACUAUCAAACAGACAAAAAGACUUGGGGAGAAGGCUGUGUCUGUAACAGGACAGGAGAAGACCUGAUGCAAAAAAAAUGAUUAAAAAAACAUAAUGUUGGAGGAGUUCUGCCUUCUGGAUCCCUCUCAUCUGUCCACCCCAACAGGCUGGCAAUCUGAGCAGAGCAGCAAGACCAGAACGUUCACCCACCGCACAAAAGCCUCACCAGCACCAGCCUUGAUUUGAACACACACACACACUCUUUUGCCAGUUUGAUGCCCAUCUGGCAAACAACAUGCUGCACUGAGUUUGAGUAAAUCACUUGCUGUAAACUUACUGGGUCCCAUGGGGCCCAAAUGACAGGCUCACACACACAUAUGUGCACACAGGCGCAGUCUUUCUCACUCUGCCAGUGUGCUGAAAAUGACACACUGGUGCGAGUCUCUGUGGGCGGAAAGUGGAGACGGAGGUCUCGGUUGGUGGCGCUUCUGGAACAGUGUUACCUCUCUGUACCCCUUUAACAAGGAACUUCUCGUGAUAAUCUUAAUAAAAGCCCGGUCGUAGUUGUCCGUCUGUGUAUUUAAAGGCAUCAAAUGUUUCAAAGCUGACAUUUGCGCACCAUGAAGGCCUUCUCCGCAUCCCGAUCUUGAGCUUCUCCUGUGAGGAGGCGGCGUCCCAAAGGUCCACAAAUUUGUCUCUCUGACCCUGCUGCACUCUUUGAAGAGCAACUACCUCUCAAGCCAGGACACAUAGACGAGGCCCUGAACCCAAGUGCCUGGCCCCAUCUCCAAGCUCUCAGCGAGGGGCCGCGUGCUGGAGACGCUGCCAGUCUCUUCCCCCCCCUCCCCCUUUUCCAGUCGAUCCAUUUUUGUGAAAUUAAUUAAUACCAAUCGGCGUCACUCAGGCAAUACCAGUUCAGAGAGUCGCAGAUCUCUGCCUGUACAGUGAUUACACUGAAGAGAAAAAAAAACUGAUUUCGAAUGUUUGUGUUGCAUUGAUCAUUUUUGAAGCCACGUUUCUAUUGUUCUUUUUUUAUUUAUUUGCAUUUGUUGCAUGUUGGGCGCAAGGUAAUAUUUUAACGCUCAACUCACAAAAUGUUUUUAUACUACUGUACAAAAUUCUCAGCUCUUUUGAGUCUCGUAAACAUUUUGAUGAACAUGUCUGGUGUUUGAAGUUCUAAGAAAAGAAAAAGCCUACUUGAUGAUUUUGUGGUCUUGUAAAUACGCCUGUUUUUCCUCUUUUCUUUUUGUUGCGAUGUAAAUCAACAGAUGCAUAUUAAGAAUAAGCUGUCAGAAUAAAUAAGAUUUAGUUUAGCACACCUUUACCUCUUUUCUGUUGUAAAUACAUAUUUGUGAUUCACUUAGUGGUGUGAAGGACUGUUUUAAAGCACUGUCGGUGUGUUCAGAACUUUUUCAACAGGCUUUACACAAGACUGGUGACUGAAUAAAGUGUAUUAAUUUAUUUUUGUAUGUGCAGGGACUUCUCUCUCUCUUUUUUUUUUUUUUUUUUUUUUGCACCGUUUUAUUGAUGUGGUUUUAUACGUUAUAGAUGUGGUAUGUCCACGUUCUCAUGUAUCUGUACAGAAAUUAUGCAAAAUCUCUAAAGUUUGUAUUUAAAACACCGAAAGUGAAACCACACGAGUCCUGCUUCAUAUUAAGAAAUUCUGAACACUGAGAUUGUAGUGUUGCGCUUUUUUCAGUGAUAAAUUAAAAUCUGUUUAUAACAA